This is a messenger RNA of Brachypodium distachyon (stiff brome), 2128 nucleotides long. RefSeq names its product programmed cell death protein 2. Lineage: Eukaryota; Viridiplantae; Streptophyta; Magnoliopsida; Poales; Poaceae. The record is from RefSeq and is a predicted model, not a curated record. The transcript has 11 exons. Gene Ontology annotation, cellular component: cytoplasm. The coding region runs from base 256 to 1599 and encodes 447 amino acids.
UAGACAGGGCAAAUCGAUGGACUGUUUUGUUCCCUGACGUCAGGCGCUUCGUCUCCUCGUCGCCUGGCCGCCGUCUCUGGUCGCAUCAACCGCCGCCGUUGCCGCCUCUGUCAGCCGUCGCCUCCCUCAACCGCCGCAGUCGCCGCGUCCGUCAGCCGCCGCCGCCGGAUCCACUUCGCUUUCCGGGUGCCAUUGCCGCCCCGUCCACAUCCGCUACUAGCACAUCGGCACCCUUGCCGCCAAUUCCCAACAAAGAUGGAACCUGACACCAAAAAGCUGCAGAAUCUCCACAUCGCCUCCCAUGAGGACGAAACAAAGCCCGUUGCCAUUUUCGAAAGUGACUACAUGGAUGAUGAGGACGAAGAAGAUUCAGAGUCGCAAGUAACCUUAGGUUUCCUGCAGGAGCCAGAGGAACCACUGGACUGGCAUCUUCUUCUCCCACAACACUUCCCCGACAAAGCUGGCGGUGCCCCGGCCUGGCUGGAUCCUGUCAAUUUGCCAUCAGGCAAGUCAAGUACCUGCGGCUUCUGUGGCGACCCACUGCGUUUUGUCCUCCAGGUUUCAUCUAUUUCUAUGGUCAACCCUAUCUACUUAUUCAUGUUGGUGGCUUGGCAGCAAAUUUGGUUUGCUUGUAUGCAGCUCAAUGCACCAGUUAAGUCGAAGGAGACAGCCUAUCACCGCACCUUUUUUGUGUUCAUGUGUCCAUCCAUGUCUUGCUUGCUACGAGACCAGCAUGAGCAGGGGAAAGGCUGGGCAGGAAAUCCUAGGAGAAGUGUGAAGGUUUUCAGGUGCCAGCUGCCCAAGAAUAAUCCAUUUUACCCGGUUGAAGAGCCUAAGGGCUGCAUUGGAACUGAAUGUGAAGCAGGAUUGCAUGCUCGGCUUUGUGAUUGGUGUGGUACAUGGAAAGGCGAAAAACUUUGCAGCCGCUGUAGGAAAGCAAGUUACUGUUCCAAGAAGCACCAGGAAUUGCAUUGGUGUGCUAGUCACAAGAAUGAUUGCUGUCAAAUACCAGGUUCAUUUGAUGGCUCUAUUCUGCCAGGUGCACAAAAUGUAAUGGCUGGCGUUGGAUGGCCUGAAUUUAUGAUGGUUGAUGAUGAGGAAACCUAUUGUUUUGCUAGUUGUGGUGGAAAUAGCUCAAAACAGUUGGUGGUUCAAGGACAAAGCAAAACAGAUGACAUAACACUAUCAUUGAUGGAUCAAUUUGAGGCUGAUGAUGACAAUAGAUGCUGGGCAUCAUUCCUUGACCGCAUCUCACGAAAUCCACGUGAUCGACAACAGGUGUUGAGGUAUUGUGGCGAAGAAAAUGCAAAACCUCUUUGGGCGGUAUCAUCGGGGUCUCUGAGAAGUGCUGAUAUUCCAUCAUGCAUCUAUUGUAAUGGUCCACUUCGCUAUGAAUUCCAGGUCAUGCCACAACUGCUUCAUUACUUCCAUGUUGAAAAUGAACGAGACUCUCUUGAUUGGGCAACAAUUGUUGUGUACACAUGUCAAGAAUCAUGUGAUAAAAAUAUCAGCUACAAGGAAGAAUUUGUAUGCGUUCAGUUAUCUCCGGAUACAAAAGGGACGUACCGCACCACUUCAAGCCCAGCUGAUUACACCUAAGCAGGUGUAUCAUCAUUUAUAGAAGGAAGCUGCAGCUUAGCGAAUACAAGAUUGAGAGUUUACAACUUAACCGGUAUCUCUACAUGGUACACUAUCAACCGAAGAACAUUCAAAACCUAGAUUUCCUACUAGUUUCGCCUGCCUCCAAGCCAUGCCCUCUUUCCUGAUCUCAGAGAUGAUGGAGUCGACACUUGGAGCAACACCAUCGAAAACUAUCCUGUUGCGGUGCUUCCAGACUGACCAGAAACGAGCAUUGAAGUUGUGGUGAAAUCAUGACGAGCUUUGCCCGUUACCGGAAUGGAAGUCCACCCAUCGCCGAGGGCUGAGUGCCUGAGUCACUGUCCUGUAGCCAUUAAACCUUGUUCCAAGUGGAGAGAACUUUGAACCACAACCCUCGAGUAACCACACACCCAAACAGAAGAUGGUUAAUGGUUUCCGAGGCUGUAAUAUUGUUAUUCAGAGAACACCAAUUUAGAAUAUAUUCGGAAGCCCUCCACUCCCCCUGAAUCGGAGUAGAUUCCGCUCCUCA